GCUGCAGGGCGCCGUCUGUCUAGAGUGCCGCGUGCACUCUGCCGGUGGUGGAGUGGACGGCACUCUGAGUCUGCAUACGUGCACUUUGGCUCGCUGCGGACACCUAACAGACGGAUCGUGGGCACCGGAUAAAUGCGUCGCGGAAAACGACAACGUGCGGUCAUGGGCUGUCGCAAUUGACCCACAGCUGGUUGGGGGCGUCGAUUUGUCGUCGAGAAGUGAGCGGAAGAUUCGGGAAGCGGGGUUCUCCCCUGGUUGGCUAGAGGGGUGUGCCCCGGAAACCCCUCACUGCUCAAUGCUAUCCCGCGCCGAGCCAGGAAAACGACGCUUGCCCAUCAACCGGUGUCUAUCCUGAUUUGACAUCUUCACAACCCUUUAUAGCUGAAAGGUUUCUCAUCCUUCAAGCACGCUCUCUCUCCUUGCCAUCCAAACAACCCGCACGAACGCACGACUCCCGCACCAAUUCGCCACCUCCCAAUAUUCCUUCUACAUCAUUCACAAUGGUUUCCGCUCUUGACCAGUUGAAGGCCGCCGGUACUACCGUUGUCUGCGACUCCGGAGACUUCGCGACCAUCGCCAAGUACCAGCCCCAGGAUGCUACCACGAACCCUUCCUUAAUCCUCGCCGCCUCCAAGAAGCCCGAGUACGCGAAGCUCGUCGACGCCGCCGUUGAGUACGGUAAGACCAAUGGCAAGGACGUUGAGUCGCAGGUCGAGGCUGCUAUGGACCGUCUCCUCGUCGAGUUCGGCAAGGAGAUCCUGAAGAUCAUUCCCGGCAAGGUGUCCACCGAGGUCGACGCCCGUCUCUCUUUCGACAAGAAGGCCUCCGUCGAGAAGGCUCUGCACAUCAUCGACCUCUACAAGUCCGUCGGCAUUGACAAGUCGCGCGUGCUCAUCAAGGUCGCUUCUACAUGGGAGGGUAUUCAGGCCGCUCGCGAGCUUCAGAGCAAGCACGGCAUCAACUGCAACCUUACCCUUAUGUUCUCCCAGGUGCAGGCUAUUGCCGCCGCCGAGGCCGGUGCCUUCCUGAUCUCUCCUUUCGUUGGUCGUAUUCUUGAUUGGUACAAGGCCUCGACCGGAAAGGCGUACGCUUCGAACGAGGACCCCGGUGUCAAGAGCGUCCAGAACAUCUUCAACUACUACAAGAAGUUCGGCUACAAGACUAUCGUCAUGGGAGCUUCGUUCCGCAAUGUCGGCGAGAUCACCGAGCUUUCUGGCUGCGACUACCUUACCAUCUCGCCCAACCUUCUCGAGGAGCUGUUCAACAGCGAGGACUCGGUCCCCAAGAAGCUGUCGUCUGAGGAUGCAACCAACUUGGACCUUGAGAAGCUAAGCUACGUUGAUAACGAGGCCGAGUUCCGCUUCGCGCUUAACGAGGAUCAGAUGGCUACUGAGAAGCUCAGUCAGGGUAUCCGUGGUUUCGCUGCCGAUGCGAUUACCCUCCGGAAAAUCAUCAAGGACAAGAUCACCGCCUAAGCCCGUCAGCCAGCCAGUCCUUUCCUUUGUUAAUAAUAGUUGCGUCAGGGUAGUGGGGGGUAGUGGUUGAUGCGAUUGAUGACCCGUGUACGAAGCGUUCGUUUCUUCUUUUGUGUUCUUCUUUCUGUCGUGGUGAGAAAAAAUAUC
Molecule: messenger RNA, 1622 nt
Organism: Tricharina praecox
Lineage: Eukaryota; Fungi; Ascomycota; Pezizomycetes; Pezizales; Pyronemataceae
Exons: 4
Coding region: 501-1475 (324 amino acids)
Biological process (GO): pentose-phosphate shunt, non-oxidative branch; pentose-phosphate shunt; carbohydrate metabolic process
Cellular component (GO): intracellular anatomical structure; cytoplasm
Molecular function (GO): transaldolase activity
Source: RefSeq, a predicted model, not a curated record